Messenger RNA from Lasiosphaeria miniovina, 2754 nucleotides. RefSeq names its product adaptin N terminal region-domain-containing protein. NCBI's taxonomy places the organism in Eukaryota, Fungi, Ascomycota, Sordariomycetes, Sordariales, Lasiosphaeriaceae. Gene Ontology annotation, biological process: intracellular protein transport; endoplasmic reticulum to Golgi vesicle-mediated transport; intra-Golgi vesicle-mediated transport. The record is from RefSeq and is a predicted model, not a curated record. The transcript is spliced from 5 exons. Gene Ontology annotation, molecular function: structural molecule activity. Bases 1 to 2754 code for a protein of 917 amino acids. Gene Ontology annotation, cellular component: COPI vesicle coat; endoplasmic reticulum-Golgi intermediate compartment; Golgi membrane.
AUGAACUACGGCAAAAAGGACGAGGAUGCCGACACGGGUCUGGUCAAGAUUGACCGGACCCAGGUAUUCCAGGAAGCUCGACUGUUCAACACGUCUCCCAUCCAGCCGCGACGAUGCCGCAUCCUCCUCACCAAGAUCGCCCUGCUGCUCUACACGGGCGAGAGGUUCCCCACAAACGAGGCCACCACGCUCUUCUUCGGCAUCUCGAAGCUCUUCCAGAACAAGGAUGCCAGCCUACGCCAAAUGGUGCAUCUGGUUAUCAAGGAGCUGGCCAGCUCCGCCGAGGACAUCAUCAUGGUCACGAGCACCAUUAUGAAGGACACGGGCGGUAGCACGGAUAUCAUCUACCGUCCCAACGCCAUCCGUGCGCUUUGUCGCAUUAUCGAUGCCACCACAGUCCAGUCUAUUGAGCGUGUCAUGAAGACGGCCAUUGUCGACAAAAACCCAUCAGUGUCGUCUGCUGCGCUCGUCUCGUCGUAUCACCUCCUCCCAAUUGCGAAAGACGUGGUUAGGCGGUGGCAGAGCGAGACUCAGGAGGCGGCGGCAACCACUAAAUCGUCCGGCGGCUUCUCUCUGGGCUUCUCUUCGUCCUCUAGCAACAUCCCAGUCAACAACUCGACCAUGACCCAGUUUCACGCGAUUGGGUUGCUAUACCAGAUGAGGAUGCACGACAGGAUGGCGCUGGUCAAGAUGGUGCAGCAGUUUGGUGUAGCAGGCGCAGUCAAGAACACGGCUGCGCUCGUUAUGCUAGUCCGCCUGGCGGCCCAGCUGGCCGAGGAAGAUCCCCAGCUCAGGAAGCCCAUGGUGCAGCUGCUGGACGGCUGGCUGAGGCAUAAGAGUGAGAUGGUCAGCUUCGAGGCGGCCAAAGCCAUCUGCGAUCUGCGCGACGUCACGGAUGCCGAGGUGACUCAGGCCGUUCACGUCCUCCAGCUCUUUCUGCCAUCCCCUCGCGCUGUCACCAAGUUUGCUGCGCUCCGCAUACUCCAUAACAUCGCCUCAUUUAAGCCGCAUGUUGUUAACGUGUGCAACCCAGAUAUCGAACUCCUCAUCUCCAACAGCAACCGCUCGAUUGCCACCUUCGCCAUCACCACACUGCUCAAGACAGGCAAUGAGGCCAGCGUUGACCGGCUGAUGAAACAGAUCUCUGGCUUCAUGUCGGAGAUUACAGACGAGUUCAAGAUCACCAUUGUUGAGGCGAUUCGGACUCUUUGCCUUAAAUUCCCUAGCAAACAGGCCGGCAUGCUCCAGUUUCUUAGUGGAAUUCUGCGCGACGAGGGUGGCUACGAGUUCAAGCGCGCGGUAGUGGAGAGCAUGUUCGACCUCAUCAAAUUCGUCCCGGAUUCCAAAGAAGACGCUCUUGCUCAUCUUUGCGAGUUCAUCGAGGACUGCGAGUUUACGAAGCUGGCUGUCCGCAUCCUCCAUCUUCUAGGCCUCGAGGGUCCCAAGACCUCUCAGCCCACCAAGUACGUUCGGUAUAUCUACAACCGUGUCGUAUUAGAGAACGCAAUCGUCCGCGCUGCCGCUGUUACUGCUUUGGCCAAGUUUGGCGUUGGCCAAAAAGAUCCAGAGGUAAAGCGCAGCGUUGAGGUCUUGCUCACUCGAUGCCUGGACGAUGUCGACGACGAAGUCCGAGAUCGUGCAGCUCUGAACCUAAGGCUCAUGAAGGAGGAGGAUGAUUUGGCGAACAGAUUUGUCAAGAAUGAUAACAUGUUUAAUUUGCAUUACUUUGAGCAUCAGCUGGUUAUGUAUGUCACAUCGGACGACAAGUCGGCUUUUGCAACGCCAUUUGAUCUUUCCAAGAUACCAGUCGUCACUCGCGAGCAAGCAGACGCCGAAGAUAGGACCAAGAAACUCACGGCUACUACGCCCUCACUUAAGCCGCCAAAGAUAGGCCCGGCCAAACCCGUUCUCACGGGCACCGAAGCUGUUGCCUCUGCCUCGGCGGCGGCCUUGAAGCAUGCGCAGGAGUUGAUGCGCAUCCCCGAGAUGAAGGAGUUCGGCAGUGUUCUCAAAUCGUCCUCGGUUGUCGAACUAACAGAAGCAGAAACUGAGUACGUAGUCUCAGUUGUGAAACAUAUCUUCAAGGAGCAUGUCGUGCUCCAGUACGAGGUCAAGAACACCCUUCCGGCAACAGUCUUGGAGAAUGUCUCUGUUGUGGCUAUCCCGUCGGACGAAGAGGAACUCGAGGAGGUCUUCAUCAUCCAGGCCGAGAAGCUCGAGACAGAUGUGCCGGGCAAGAUUUAUGUAGCAUUCAAGAAGAUCAACGGCGAAGGGUCAUUACCUGUCUGCACCUUCACCAACAUCCUCAAAUUCACCAGCAAAGAAAUCGACCCUACGACCAAUAAACCCGAAGACUCGGGCUACGAAGAUGAGUACGAGGCUACUGAGUUCGACCUGUCUGGGAGCGAUUACGUCAUACCUACUUUCGCCAGCAAUUUUGCCCAUAUCUGGGAGCAGGUGGGCGCUGCAGGAGAAGAGGCGGAGGAGACGUUGCAACUAAGCGGCGUUAAGAGCAUAGCAGAGGCAACGGAACAAUUAGCCAAGACGCUAUCGCUGCAGCCACUGGAAGGAACAGACGUUCCAGUCAACCAGACAACACACACUCUCAAGCUCUUUGGCAAGACAGUCAAUGGGGGAAGGGUAGUGGCGAACGUCCGGAUGGCUCAUUCUUCAAAGUCGGGAGUCACGACCAAGAUCACGGUGAGGAGCGAAGAGGAAGGUGUGGCUGCUCUUGUAGUGGGAUCAGUUGUUUGA